UACUGCUGGUACUGGUGGUACUGGUGGUACUGGCAGUGCAGUGCUGCUGCUUGGAACAGAGAUUGUGCUUCUGAGAGCUCUGAGAGGGGCGGCAGGGUGUAAGAUCCCGCAGCGCGACGUGACUUUCAGUGACAGCGGCACAUUUCAUCUGGCGUUAAUUCGAGUUCAAUUAAUUCCAUUCCGACCUUCCUGAAUUCUGGUAACCGCCCCACCUUGCCCUGAAAGAUCGGUGUCCUGAAAGGGGCGCCGCACGCUCAGGAGGCCGCGGAGCGCUACUAACGGUACCCAAUCUGACGAACGCCUCCGAGCAAACGGAACACGCGCGGCACAACCGCGACCCGCAGCGCCCAGCCGCUCCGCGGCCCUUCAUCGCGCUCCGCUCGGCGCAUGCGCACCGCACCGCCAUCCCCGCCCGGUGCCAAGAGCGGCCCGCGGGCAUCACGUGGGUCCGGCCCGCUGCCGCGCGGCGCUCCGCGCGUGCCCGGUCCCCGGGAGCAGCGCAGGGUACGGCGGGGAGCGCCGAAUCGGCGCCGUUUCGCUUCCCAGCCCCCCACCCCGAGGCGGAGCGACGCUCGAAAUACAAGUGACAGGAGUGGGAACAGGAGAGUUGCUGAAUUCUGCUGGAAUUUUUCCUGUGGGAAUCUGUUAAUGUUUUUAAUUCUCCGAGAGAUUUUUCUAAGGCUGCCUUGCCCUCCAUGGUACCCGUGUUGUUUUGCUCUCCCAGUUGCUUGGAUGGCUCAGCCACCCCCAGACCCACGCUUUGUGCUCAGAGGUACCAGUGCUGCUGUCCAUGCGCUGCGUUUUUCCUGCGGAGGUGAAGAGCCUGCCGUCCCCGUUCUCUUCUCUGGGUCUGAGAAUGGGUUUAUCCAUGUCUGGAACCUGAAAACUCACAGAGUGGACGCAGCCUUGGAUGGCCAUGGAAGAAAAUCUGUCUACUGGUUGGAAACAAUGGAUGGUAAAGACAGGCUCCUGAGUCAAGGUCGUGACCAGAGGAUCUGCCUGUGGGAUUUAGCAGAGGGACGGACUUCAGUGACGGAUUCUGUCUUCACGGAGAACGUGGGGUUCUGCAGAAGCUCUCUGUUGAAGGUGGCACAGGGACGCUGGCUGAUGGCCAUGGCAGCCAAGGCCCUGGAGGAGGUUCAGGUUUUGGAGCUGCCAUCCAAGACGUCAGUCUGUACCUUGAAGCCAGAGAUGGGUGCCAAGCUGGGCAUGCCCAUGUGUCUGAAGUUAUGGCAGGGCAGCUGUGGUUCACAGCCAUUGCUUCUGGCUGGCUAUGAAGAUGGAUCAGUGCUCCUUUGGAAUUUGUCAACAGGAAAAGUGUUGAGCCAACUUGUUUGCCACCAGGAGCCGGUGAUGAGCCUUGACUUUGACUCAGAGAAGGCCAAAGGGAUCUCGGGCUCAUCCGAAAAGGUGCUUAGCAUCUGGAGCCUCAAUGAGCAACAGAACCUGCAGGUUCAGAAAACGCACAGACUUGUCAAUGCUGGCAUAUCUGAUAUCACCAUCCGUCCAGACAAGAAGAUUUUAGCAACAGCAGGGUGGGAUCAUCGCAUCAGGAUCUUUGGCUGGAAGAAACUGAAGCCCUUAGCAGUGCUUGACUACCACACCGCAACUGUCCAUUCUGUGUCCUUCUCAGACCACAAAAGCCCCAGUGACAGACUGCUGGCAGCUGGUGCAAAGGAUCACCGCAUCAGUAUCUGGUCGAUAUAUACUCAGACAUGAUACGUUCUGCACUGGGAAGUAGGACGGAUGAAGCGAUUCCUUAUACAGUAAUUCAAACCUGGAUCUGGUGAAGUAAUAGAAUGUUUUUUCCAGGCAGAGGUGAGUCCCUGGAAAUUGCUAGAUUAAAAUUUUAUGCUGCCUGUUCAUGCAAAAAGUUCUGUCUCCCAUGGAGGGGAGUUGACUUCUAAAAUUUAUAACAAGUGGAGCAAGGCCAGUCAUGAACAAAGACGGAGGACAAGUCACUUUGAGUUCUGCUGCAGGUUUUGCAACAGCUUUUUCUUUGGCAUAUUGCUAAAAUAACUUUGGCCAAUUUCUGGAAAAAGAACUGGAAUCUCUGACUUCUGUGGGAGCAGAACGUCUCUGUAAGUCACUUGUGUAUCUAAGAAUCUAUAUCAGUGUAAAAUACCACUCUUCUGUGAGAACUUGCACCCACUAAACCACCUCCAGUGGUUUUUCAUUGUCAGUUACUUUUUCUUCCCUGUAAGUGAAAGGCUAUCAGAGCAGCCUUGAUUUGUUCGCACUUCUGUCAGUUUCUAACUUAAACCAACAGCCAGGAAUGUGACUUGGGACGGCCUUUGGCAUUUAUGAAUUUCAUUAUGUCUCCCGUCACCUCAAGUCUCACAAUUAAUCACAAGAAGAAAAGGGGGAAAAUAACCUUCCCCUGCACUGCACUGCAAAGCUAUGUAAAGCCUUUUACAGAGCCAGUGCUAAAUCCUUUCCAUGGACUGACUAGCUGAAGGAUUUAAACUCAGCAAUCCAAUUAGCGCCUUCUCCUUGGAGAGUUAGGGUAAGUUUCAGCAUGGCAAGUCUGGGAUUCAGCUACGCAACUCACAUUAACAUUUAGGGGAAUUUCAUGGAUAAAUCCUUACCCACACGGUGCAGAUGGAUCCAUUAACUUGUCAUCUCUAUGGUCACAGAAGCUGAAAUUCUUUCACGAAGGAGGGUUUUUUUGAAUGGUGAAGCAUUAGCAUUCUUUGACUACACCAGGAAGAUAUCUGUGAACAGACUGUCCUGUGUUGGUGUGUUUAAAGUCACACAACUGUAGCUGCAGCUGUCCUGCUGAAGCACCCAGCUGAUGCCAGGUUGUUGAGGACAUAAUUUUAAAAGGAAUGUGUACUAAAGACUAUGAAAACAGCUUUACAGACAGAAGCCUUCAUGUCAUGCAGGUUCCGCACUAUUGGUAUUUUAUUGUACGUGUUUUUCUGCCUGGUUACAAGGUUAAUAGCAGAGAAAAUGUCACCAGAACUGUAGUGAACAGCAACAUCAAAAGAUUCUCAAAAUAAAAGCCUGAUGUUCUUGCUCUCACAGAAACAGCAUCCUGUUCUACCAGCUUUUCUAAAGAAAAUUUGGUCUUGCACCUUCUGGAGUGUGACAACACUUGUAAUAAUUCAUUUCUUUGAGUGUUUCUUUGAUGUUAGGCAGCUGCACAGAUGAUCACAUUGCAAUAAAAAAAGCAAA
Messenger RNA from Phasianus colchicus (ring-necked pheasant), 3177 nucleotides. RefSeq names its product G protein subunit beta 1 like (gene GNB1L). The record is from RefSeq and is a predicted model, not a curated record. Gene Ontology annotation, molecular function: protein binding. Lineage: Eukaryota; Metazoa; Chordata; Aves; Galliformes; Phasianidae.